Messenger RNA from Pyrus x bretschneideri (Chinese white pear), 1256 nucleotides. RefSeq names its product 60S ribosomal protein L18a-2. Gene Ontology annotation, molecular function: structural constituent of ribosome. The record is from RefSeq and is a predicted model, not a curated record. NCBI's taxonomy places the organism in Eukaryota, Viridiplantae, Streptophyta, Magnoliopsida, Rosales, Rosaceae. Gene Ontology annotation, cellular component: ribosome; cytosolic large ribosomal subunit. Gene Ontology annotation, biological process: translation. The coding region runs from base 67 to 1026 and encodes 319 amino acids. The transcript is spliced from 6 exons.
AAACCACCGCCCAUUGGCGAUUGAAACCCUCCAUCCUCCCCAAAUUAUCAAUUGGGGAUCGAAACAAUGAGCGACAACUCCAAGACCAGAACUCUCUCCAGCGACCAGCAGGGCCAGAGCCAGAGCCAGAGCCAGCAGCAGUACUACGGCACUUUCCAAGGUGUCGCCAACUACUACCCUCCGCCUCCACAGCCUCCAGCUGAGCCGGUCGUCGGUUUUCCUCAGCCGGUCCCACCUCCCGGUUACUCCGGCCGUCCUCCCUCGCCUCCCCAUCACCACCACCAUCACCAACAUGGAUACCAAACGGUCACUGGUUACGCUGUUGUGGAGGGAAGACCUGUUAGUGAACGCCGCCUUCCUUGCUGCGGCAUCGGCGUAGGCUGGUUAUUGUUUAUAACAGGGUUCUUUCUUGGAGGCGUCCCCUGGUAUGUUGGAACUUUCAUCUUACUUUGUGUGCGGGUGGACUACAGAGAAAAACCUGGAUAUGUAGCAUGCGCGAUAGCUUUCCACCAGUACCAGGUCGUCGGGAGGAAGCUCCCCACCGAGACCGAUGAGCAGCCGAAGAUUUACAGAAUGAAGCUGUGGGCCACCAAUGAGGUUCGCGCCAAGUCCAAGUUCUGGUAUUUUCUGAGGAAGCUGAAGAAGGUGAAGAAGAGCAAUGGCCAAGUUCUUGCCAUCAAUGAGAUCUUUGAGAAGAACCCGACAACCAUCAAGAACUACGGUAUCUGGUUGCGGUAUCAAAGCAGGACGGGUUACCACAACAUGUACAAGGAGUACCGCGACACCACGCUAAAUGGUGCCGUGGAGCAGAUGUACAUUGAGAUGGCAUCUCGCCACAGGGUCAGGUUUCCUUGUAUCCAGAUCAUCAAGACCGCCACCAUCCCCGCUAAGCUUUGCAAGAGGGAAAGCACCAAGCAAUUCCACAACUCCAAGAUCAAGUUCCCGUUGGUGUUCAGGAAGGUUAGACCACCAUCCAGGAAGUUGAAGACUACAUACAAGGCGUCCAGGCCCAACUUGUUUAUGUAAUUCGGUCGAUUGUUCAACAAGCUAUAACAGGGGUUGGCCAUCGGAUAAGUGUCUGAAUCGUUCUGGUGCUCUCGGUUGCUGUUUUUUGGGCUAUUUGUUUUGAGUAACAAACAAUUGGAGGACCUUUCGGGGUUCUAAACCCCCCAGUUCAAAAUUUGAUAUCGAUUAUUUUUGUUGUUCUGUUUUCAUUCAUGUUGUUGAAUGGAACCCUCGAUUGUACGUUUGAUUUA